AUGGCCGCAACCACCGAACCGACUACGAAGACACCAGGGGGUGUCCCGCGAGCCACGCCCGGGCGCGGCUCGCCAGCGCGUGCGCCUACCGCACCCGCAGUCGUCAACGAUGGACCCGCUCGCGAGAGCGGGAAGCGAGACGAUAAGAUCCUCGCCGCGCUCGCCGCACUUACCGAUCGACUGGCGAGCCUCGAGUCGUCGCAGAGAGUGCGAGACGAGGAGGAGCGCAUGCUCGGGGCCGUGGAGAGCGGACUGUUUGCCUCGAAACUCGGCGCCAACAUGCGUGGCCGACCGAUGACGAUAGACGCGAUCGGAGACGCGGAGGAGAAUGCACCGGUGCCACGUGGGUACCAGCGCGCGACUGAUCUUGGCGCGUCGCGAUUCGCAUCGCUCGAGCCACCUCGCGCGCGCGCAGCACCGCAGCUGCAGCAGCGCGCACCAGCGUCUGCGCCACCUCCGCAGGAGCAUGCAGCGCUACCUCCGCCGCAACAAUUCGCUCCGCCACAAGCCUAUGUGCGACCGGGCCUCAACGGCUACGGGAUGCCGUCCGCUAGCCAGCGGAAGUUGAACAUACGCAAGUUCGAUGGUACGGAGCUGUACCGCGGACUCGGGAGCGGAUUCUUUGAGUGGGGGCGUACGUUUCUGCGCGCGGUGAGCCUCGCGGAAGCGUCGUGUGGUUUCGGAUGGACCGAAGACGUCAAGGUCGACCUGCUUGGGCACUUUCUCGCCGGCACGGCUGAGAGGUACUAUCACAAGCAGGUCGAUACCUGGUGGACGCAAUCACCCACACUGGAGUACAUCAUGGAGCAGCUCCUGCGCAAGUUCAAGACGUCAAUCACUGCAAGCCAGGCGAUGAAGUUAUUCAUGGCCAAGAAGGACGCACGACGCACCUGGGCCGAGCACUUCCUGUACAUGGUCGCCGUCAGCGAGGCACGCGGUGGUGCCGACUCGCUUGUUCUUGAUAACAUCGUCCACCACGCUUCGCCGGAGCUGGUGAACGUGAUGCGCUCCAAGUAUGAGCCCACUCGACUCGACUACCUGCGCCAUGCUGAGGAGCUGGCGCACUUCGCCAUUGAGCACGGCAGCAGCGCGGUGGGUCGUGAGGUCGUCGCCGCGCACGUGGAAGGCAAACCCAAGGGCGCGAUCACGUGCUACCGAUGUGGGCGACCAGGCCACAUCGCAGCCAACUGUCGCGCGCGAGUCGUGCACGAAGACGAGACACCCGCGGAGGGUGGAGGCGCCAGCAUGAUCCUUGCGCUGACCGAGAAGCGCAGAGCGACCACGAAGAAGCGCAACAGGAGGAAGAAGGGCUCGCGCGGCAAGGACGCCGCAGCGACCAAUGUAAGUGAUGGGGCGCGAACCAUAGACGACUCAUGCGGCUUCGUGCUUACGACGAGCGACGGAGUAAGAGCCACGGACGGCACGAGCGGCCUCGUACUUGCGGCGACUGAUGCCACGGGCGUCGACCGAGGAGACUGGAUCCUCGAUAGCGGCGCGAGCCGGCAUCUUGUCAACGACGAGUCGCUGCUGCUCAAGUCGACGGCUUGCAGCCACGAAAUUGCGAUGGCAGACGGCGAGUCGCUUCACCUGACGCGUGUCGGCAGCGUGCGCCUCGAGGUUCUUGCGCGCGGCGCUGAAGCGGUAGUGACGCUCACGGAUGUGUACUUGGCGCCGCGACUGGCAAAGAACAUUGUGUCGUACGGCAAGCUCGCCAACAAAGGAUUUGCCCUAGUGCACUCCGGCAAAAGGCGCUCGCUCGCUCGGUGCAGAGAUAGUGCGGUCGCGUUCGAUGUCACAAUCGACAGCAACGUGCUGUAUGUCGUGACGAAGGCCACGCGCGACAAGGAAGGUGCAGGCGGAGACGCGAUCAUGGCGGCGCUCGAAGCGCAUGCAACGGAAACCAACGCCGAUGAGCCGCACGAAGCCUCGCUGUUGCACUGGCACCAGAGCCUCGGCCACCUUGCGUUCGACACGAUCGAACGCAUGGCGCGCGAUCCGGCAUCGGGCAUUCGGCUCAGCAACAACAAGCGUAUGGCGUGCUUGUCGUGCCUCGAGGGCAAGCAGACGCGCAACGCGCAGUCCCAACAAGACAGCGGCAAGCACUCGCCCAUCGAUCGCAUCGGAGGCGUCAUCUGUUCGGACCUGAAGGGUCCAAUGACGCCGCGGGACCGACUCGGCAAUCGUUACCUUGUGAACUUCGUUGAUCACAAGAGCAACUACUGCCGAGUCUUCCUCGCGCGCACGAAGGACGCUGCGGCGAGGCAGUUCGAGGCGUUCCUCGUCCACUUCGUGAAGCUUUUCGGGUUCAAGGUCCACGUGCUCCGCACGGACGGCGGCAGAGAAUACGCCAACGUGGACCUGUUCUGCGAGCGCACGGGCGUCGCGCGCCAAGUGUCGGAGGCGCGAAAUCAGGCCUCAAACGGCAAGGCGGAACGAAUGCACCGGACAGUGCUGAACCUUGCGCGCAGCAUGAUGUUUGCCUGCGCGCUGCCCCUGAUGUUCUGGGGAGACGCGGUACUAUACGCCGUUCACAUCCUCAACCGGAGCCCUACGCGAGCUAACGCAAAGAGAGCGUCACCACUCGAGGUGCUGACGGGCAAGACGCCGGAUCUGCGUGGAAUUGUCGUUUUUGGCUCCCAGUGCAGCGUGUAUAGAGACCCGCGCAAGAACUCGCUGCUGCAGCGCUCGGGGCGCGCCAUCAUUGUCGGCGUCAGCGAGGAAACCAAGGGCUACAAGGUGCUGCUGCCGCGUGACAAUAAAGUGGUCGUCACGCAGCACAUCAAGAAUAUCGAGACACUGACGGAGGCGCAAAACGCGCAACUCCAGCGCGCGAUGGACAUCGGCGAUCGAGCCGGAGGCCAGGAGGAGACGGACGCGCCAGCAGCAGCAGUGGCGAACGAUGGUCGCGCAGAGGGCAACAGGGAGACGCGUAAAACCAGAAAGAGAUGGACGCGAAAGGCGCAUGGAACACGCGGGGCGUUGAAACGCGCAGAAGCGGCUGCUCGUCAGGAGGAGACAGCCGCGAGCGGAGAAGUCGUAAAUGCUGCUUUCGAGCAUGAUCCGCUUAACUACGGACAGGCGAUGCUCAGCAGCAAGCGCGAAGGGUGGAAGAAGGCGAUGCAAGAGGAGAUCGCCGCGCUCGAGGCCAACGACGUCUGGACUAUUACAAGGCGAACGGCAGGACAGCAUGCGCUGCACACAAAAUGGGUCUACAAGACCAAGACAGAUGCACAGGGCGACCUCGAGCGGCUGAAAGUGCGACUGGUGGCGUGUGGCAACGAACAGGUGCUUGGCGUCGACUACACGCUCACCUUCGCUGCCGUGAUGGACCUAUCGACGGUCAAAGUAAUCCUGGCGCUUGCGGCUACGUGGGGGGUGCCUGCCAAGCACGGUGACAUCCCCAACGCCUACGUUAAAGCGGACAAGGAGCCGCACCUGCGCAUCUAUCUACAGAUGCCGCGCGGCAUGCCAGUCUCGAAGGAGACGCUACGAGCGCAAGGCGUUUCGAACACGAGCGAGCUGGUGCUGGAGCUGCGGAAGAGCCUCUACGGGCUCAAGCAGGCAGGCCGGCUGUGGAGCCAGCUGCUGCACUCAAAGCUCUCUACUGCCGGUUUCAAGCGGUGUGAGAGCGACAUGUGUUUUUACUGGAAGCGCGACGGCGACGACCUCGUCGUGGUCGGCGUGUAUGUCGACGAUCUUCUAGCGACAGGGACGAGCGCGGCGGCGGUCGAGCGGUUCUUUGCAAGCCUCGCGUCGUUGUCGAUCAAGGACCUGGGGCGUGUCAGCAAGUUCCUGGGAAUGCGCGUGACGCACAACGGUCAGAAUGGGUACACGCUCGAUCAGGAGGAGGCCAUAAGAGACCUCUUACGCGACAACGGACUCGCUGACGCCAACUCGACGUGGACGCCGAUCGACGACAGCUGCUACGAGUUGGAGGAGGGCGACGCGGAGCUUCUUGGGACGCCAAGCGCGAAAUUAGGACCGACUGUGCGCCAGUUUCAGUCGCUGGUCGGCUCGCUGCUCUGGGUGGCGCGUUGCACGCGCCCUGACAUAGCGCUUGCGGUGCACAAGGUCACGAGACGAGCCCAUGCGCCUCGACUAGCAGACUGGAAGUUAGCUAAACGCAUCGCGCGAUACCUCAAGGGUACGGCGGAGCUUAAGAUCACGAUGAUCGCAGAAGACAAUUUAGGUGCGGCGAUGCGACUAGAAGCGUUCAGCGACGCCGACUUUGCCGCCGACAAGACGGACCGGAAGUCAAUGACGGGCGGCAUCGUGAUGCUGAACGGGAUGGCCGUCAGCUGGGGUGCGCGGAAGCAGGGAGGCGUCUCCCUGUCGACGAUGGAGGCGGAAUUUGUCGCGGCGAGUGAAGUCGCGCGCGAGCUGCUCGGCCUGCGCGAGAUGUUGUGCGAAGUGGGCGUGGAGCCCACGCUUCCGAUGCAGUUGCGGGUGGACAACCAAGCGGCGAUCGCGCAGAUUGCGGGAGAGGCAUCGUCGCUGAAGGCAAAACAUGUGGAUGUGCGCCUUAAGUUUCUUUGCGACUACUCGCGUCGCGGCGUCAUCACGGCGAGCUACGUCAGAUCGGAGCAGAUGCUCGCAGACCUCCUCACGAAGGCGUUGGACGCGACGAAGCUCUCGACACUGCGCGCACUCGUGCGCAUUGGUUAA
This is a messenger RNA of Peronospora matthiolae, 4665 nucleotides long. The record is from the annotation of a GenBank genome assembly. NCBI's taxonomy places the organism in Eukaryota, Oomycota, Peronosporomycetes, Peronosporales, Peronosporaceae.